AUGAAGCUCGUUUAUCUAGGGAUUCUCCAAAAUGCUCAAGCUCCCGCCGUGGAGCUCUGCGCCGAGCGCGACCUCAGCAGCUACUCGCGCUUCACCAAAGGCAGCGUCAGCGAGUUCAUGACGAUGUUCAGUAAGACCGUCGCCGAACGGACGAAACAAGGACAGAGACAGGACAUUCAAGAACAAGAUUUCACAUUCCACGUCUACGCGCGAACCCAAGGCAUCGCCGGAGUCAUCAUUAGCGACAAUGAGUAUCCAUCCCUGGCUGCUCACCAGAUCCUUUCGAAGAUGCUCGACGAGUUCCUCUCCCUUAACCCGAACGCCGCCUCCUCCCGUGAUCCGGUGCCCUUCCCCUCCCUCAAGACCUACAUCCAGGCAUACCAGGACCCACACCAGGUGGAUAGCAUCCUUAAGAUUCAAAAGGAGCUGGACGAGACCAAGAUCGUUCUUCACAAGACCAUCGAGAGCGUUCUCGAGCGGGGAGAAAAGAUUGACGAUCUGGUGUCCAAGUCGGAGGGACUUAGUGCCCAGUCGAAGAUGUUCUACACCUCUGCGAAGAAGCAGAACUCGUGCUGUGUGAUCAUGUGA
Messenger RNA from Aspergillus luchuensis, 588 nucleotides. RefSeq names its product palmitoyltransferase YKT6 (gene YKT6). Gene Ontology annotation, biological process: endoplasmic reticulum to Golgi vesicle-mediated transport. Gene Ontology annotation, molecular function: SNAP receptor activity. Gene Ontology annotation, cellular component: Golgi apparatus; membrane. The transcript is spliced from 4 exons. Lineage: Eukaryota; Fungi; Ascomycota; Eurotiomycetes; Eurotiales; Aspergillaceae. The record is from RefSeq and is a predicted model, not a curated record. Bases 1 to 588 code for a protein of 195 amino acids.